ACAGGCAAGUGGGAGUAGUGGCAAUAGUGCAGACGUCCGCCAUCAGAAUAGAAAAGUUGAAAAGCAGCGCGAAUUUUCGGCGAUGCUCGUAUCGAAACUUCGUAGAAACCUCUCACCUCUUUCGCGGCGCGUUCAAUUUUUCCCGCUUUUCAUUUUCUCUUUCCGCUCCUUUUUAUUCUCCUUUUUCACUGUCCAACUCGGAAUCUUCCCAUGUUCGCCAAAAUUUUACUUAGAUACAGUUAGCGGUUGCGAUAUUUUUUCAGGAUCAGAUCAGAUCAGAUCUAAACAAGGAAAUAUUAUUUUUCUUUUUACGCUGAAUUAAUUAAUAUUUCUGGAGGAGUAGAAUUUAGAGAAAGAGAUAGAAAGAUGCACACUGGAUAUGUGGAAAGAUCAAACGGUAUGGCAGCGAGAGAAAAACGGAGUUUGGAUCCGAGCAGUAGCCAGGAAGCUCAGCCUGAUAGGAAGCGCCCUGCUCUUGCUAGCGUUAUCGUUGAGGCUCUAAAGGUGGACAGUCUACAGAAACUUUGCUCAUCUUUGGAACCAAUUCUCCGCAGAGUUGUCAGUGAAGAAGUAGAGCGUGCCUUGGCAAAGUUGGGGCCUGCCAAACUAAAUGGAAGGGUUUCUCCAAAAAGAAUUGAGGGUCCUGAUGGAAGAAAUUUGCAGCUUCAAUUCAGGUCCAAGCUGUCACUACCUCUAUUUACUGGUGGAAAAGUGGAGGGAGAACAGGGUGCCGCAAUUCAUAUUGUGUUAAUUGAUGCAAAUACAGGCCAUGUCGUAACAUCAGGUCCAGAGUCCUCAGUUAAACUAGAUAUUGUGGUGCUUGAAGGUGAUUUUAACAAUGAGGAUGAUGAAGGCUGGAGUCAGGAAGAAUUUGAGUCGCAUAUAGUAAGAGAGCGUGAGGGAAAAAGGCCACUCCUUACUGGGGAUUUGCAAGUGACUUUGAAGGAAGGUGUUGGAACCCUUGGGGAACUGACAUUUACUGACAACUCUAGUUGGAUUAGAAGCAGAAAAUUUAGACUUGGUCUAAGAGUUGCCUCAGGUAGUUGUGAGGGCUUUCGAAUCCGUGAAGCAAAAACAGAUGCCUUUACAGUCAAGGAUCACAGAGGAGAAUUAUACAAGAAACAUUAUCCACCUGCACUUAAUGAUGAAGUUUGGAGACUGGAAAAGAUUGGGAAAGAUGGAUCGUUCCAUAAGAGGCUUAAUAAAGCUGGAAUAUACACAGUCGAAGACUUCCUGCGACUUGUAGUGAGAGAUCCACAAAAACUUCGACAUAUAUUGGGAAGUGGAAUGUCGAAUAAGAUGUGGGAGGUCCUUGUAGAGCACUCAAAGACCUGUGUCCUGAGUGGAAAACUUUACGUCUAUUAUCCUGAUGAGCCUAGAAAUGUGGGGGUCGUAUUUAAUGACAUCUAUGUAUUGAGUGGUCUGAUUGCUGGUGGACAAUAUCAUUCAGUUGAUUCUCUUUCCGAAAGUCACAAGGUCUUUGUAGACACAUUGGUGAAGAAGGCAUAUGAAAAUUGGAUGCAUGUCAUAGAAUAUGACGGCAAAUCUCUUCUGGGCUAUGAUCAAAGUAAAAGUUCAAAUUCUUCCCAGAAUGAUCUCAGGAUACACAUACAAGACCAGCCAAACUCUUUUGACCAGCUCAGUCUACCUAACCUCCCCAUCCCAUGUUAUAAUGACAAUAUUGUAAGUCGCUAUCCUACACAACCACAGAAUAUGAAUCUCAAUGUCUCUAUACAAUUAGAUGGUGCCUCAUUUCCUCCACAAAACCAGCUGAUUAAUUCAGUGCAACAAGCACAGCCUUCUGGAAGUGAGAACGUGCUGGCUCUUGGUCUGCCACACUCAACAACGCUGAGCUUCCCUACUGGUGGCACAUCAAAUCUUACUUCAUACAGGGGAUUUGAGGACAUUCCUGAGGAUGAAAUUCGUAUAAGAAGUCAUGAGAUGCUUGAAAAUGAAGACAUGCAACAUCUGCUUCGUGUAUUUAGCAUGGGUGGGCAUGGACAUGGUCAUGGUCAUGCUUCCUUUAAUGUCAAUGAAAAUAACUAUGCAUACUCAGCUUACACCCCUAUGACACCUUCAACCUUCGGCUUUGAUGUGGACCGUACACGUCCAUCUGGAAAAGCUGUUGUUGGGUGGCUUAAACUCAAAGCAGCACUAAGGUGGGGCAUUUUCAUCAGGAAAAGAGCUGCUGAGAGAAGAGCACAGAUUGUAGAGCUGGAUGACUUCUAGAUCUUUAUUGUUCUUCAUCUUGGCUGGUCGGUUGCAGCUUGUGUGCUCAAAUUGACGACAAAUUGGAAACGUCUUCGGUUGGUUGCAUUCAUCCUUGGCUGUAGAGUGAUAAUGGUUUCUCUUUUUCAGAGAGAUCAGAGUAUGCCAAGUAUAAGAGUUACUCUCUGGUGGAGCAGUGUGCAACUUUUGAUCCAUGGAGGGUAUAGUAUCUCCCAACUCAAAGGGAUCUUUGCGAUCCUGACUUGAAUAAGCUAGAAGAUGGGCAGAUGCUUCUCUCAGUAAGUCUGUAAGGGUGUUGUACAACUUUAGGAAGGGCCUCGUUUUAAUGUAGGAGGUGUGUUUUCUUAUUUUCCUAUUUAUCGUCUUGGUCUGUGGAGCCGCAUCUAACAUCACCACAGUCCACAGUUGUGCAUGUUCUCUGAUAAAUGUUCUUUUGUUAACUUAAAGCAAAAGUGCUGGACGCAUCAGGUUGGUAACUCAUAAAUUUUGGCUCCUUCACCAAACAAUCUUAAAUAAUACUUAGUGGACAUAUGUCAAGUCA
Messenger RNA from Sesamum indicum (sesame), 2770 nucleotides. NCBI's taxonomy places the organism in Eukaryota, Viridiplantae, Streptophyta, Magnoliopsida, Lamiales, Pedaliaceae. The record is from RefSeq and is a predicted model, not a curated record.